GGCUCAGCAAUGGAGUUAAAGCAAUCUUUAUCCACCCAUCUGGAAGCCGAGAAGCCUUUGCGGCGCUAUGGGGCGGUGGAGGAGACGGCUUGGAGAAGCCAGCUGGACGUCAUCUCCAUGGCUGAGACCAGCAUGAUGCCGGAGGAGAUCGAACUGGAGAUGGCAAAGAUCCAGCGGCUCCGGGAGGUUCUGGUCCGCCGGGAGUCAGAGCUCAGGUUCAUGAUGGACGACAUCCAGUUGUGCAAAGACAUCAUGGAUUUGAAACAGGAGCUGCAGAACUUGGUCGCCAUCCCAGAAAAAGAAAAGACCAAGUUACAGAAGCAGAGAGAGGAUGAGCUUAUCCAGAAGAUCCAUAAACUGGUGCAGAAAAGAGAUUUCUUGGUAGACGACGCUGAGGUAGAACGGUUAAGGGAGCAAGAAGAAGACAAAGAAAUGGCAGAUUUUCUGAGAAUCAAGUUAAAACCUCUAGACAAAGUAACGAGAUCUCCAGCCAGCUCCCGGACCGAGAAGAAAGCAGAGCCCCCACCUAGCAAACCCACUGUGGCCAAGACAGGGCUGGCACUCAUCAAGGACUGCUGCGGGACAACCCAGUGCAACAUCAUGUAACAGCCCCCUUCCCACGCAGGGUGCCCUUGGGGCCGCGGGGACCCCCUCCCACCCUCUUGUCGUCAUAGCCCCCAUUUCACUGGGGCUCAAGAACUCUCCAAGGCCGAAAGGGUUGGGGGCAAGCGUGCCUGCCACCAGAGGCCAUGGGCAUGCAGGCGGGCCUGGCCGCCCCGUAGAGUGUACCAUAGGGAACCCCUCACCGUGCAUGGCCCCCCAGAGCAUGCCCAACCCAGCAGUCUGUCUCUACGUGUAUCCGGCCGCCAGGAAAGGUCCUUCCUCCAGUGUAGCUCCAACUUCUCUCUAGCUGUAAUCUAAUCUAAUGUGCGAAUGGACAGGGAGCAGGGCCUGCUCCCCAGGUGUGUAUAGUUGUGACUUUCAAUAAUCUAGCACCAUGUUGCACACGUUUCCCCCCACCCCCCCCCCAGCUCUGCUGUCAGGCCAGUUCUUAAUGGGCACAGAAUCUGUGUCCCUCUCCAUCCUCUCCCAGGACCUGUGCCCUAAGGGCUCUUCAGUCCACGCAUCUCUUAGGUGCCACCAGCGAACUGCAUUCUGGGAGCACCAUGGCCUUGUCCGUAAACACUGAGCUUGUGUGUGGAGUUGUGGUCGCAUCCCCGGCUUCUCCUUCCUCCCCCCACCCUACCCCCUGUGCUGUGUCAGGGCACGGUUCACAUCAGGGGCUACCCACUGCACUCGGGACUAUUCCUUUGCUUGCCACGCCUGAUCUGGUGGUGUGGGGGUGGGCAGCCUGGGCAAAGGCAGAUCCAGUGCUUGAUGAGAUAGCAGAGAGCUGAAGGCUUCAAUGCCAAGGCCAGGGCAGACAAGAAAGGGGACGUAGAACAUUCUUCACCAAACCAGGCCCACAGACAGAUUUCUAGAAAGAACGGCACAAGCAAGAAAGGCAGCCCAGGUCGCAUCCUUUGGUGGUGUCUUUGAACCAGCCUAACAAUUCCACCUGUGUAACUUGAUGUACAUUACUUUGCUACAGCCAGCCCGGCACAGCCUGUGUGACCUGUCUGUACGUGUGUUUGUGUGCGUGUGAGUGUGUGUGUGUAUGUAUGUGUGUCGUGACCGGCCUGAGUAGUUAAGCUUAACUCAAGACUCACUGAUACGUCAUCCUUCUUCAGAGAAAAAUAAAAAAUGGAAACUACGUGCACAGCAUUUUAAAAGUU
Molecule: messenger RNA, 1775 nt
Organism: Perognathus longimembris pacificus (Pacific pocket mouse)
Lineage: Eukaryota; Metazoa; Chordata; Mammalia; Rodentia; Heteromyidae
Gene: Bmerb1
Product: bMERB domain containing 1
Exons: 6
Coding region: 10-606 (198 amino acids)
Biological process (GO): negative regulation of microtubule depolymerization
Cellular component (GO): microtubule cytoskeleton
Source: RefSeq, a predicted model, not a curated record